Molecule: messenger RNA, 873 nt
Organism: Lutra lutra (Eurasian river otter)
Lineage: Eukaryota; Metazoa; Chordata; Mammalia; Carnivora; Mustelidae
Product: sterile alpha motif domain-containing protein 1-like
Exons: 3
Coding region: 1-837 (278 amino acids)
Source: RefSeq, a predicted model, not a curated record
AUGAUUCCUUCAACGGCAAGCGAAUGUGGGGACCCUCCAGGUACCGCCCCACAACGCGCCCUUCUCUCAAAACGAAGUGGCGAAGCUGUGGACCCCCGGGCUCUGCGAGGCGCGCACCUGAGCGGCCAGGGCUUCUCGAGCGAGGGCGGGCGCGGCGGCGGCCCGGCUCCCUCUCGCGCCGUCCUGGAUCACGGCCGCGGGCUGCCGAGGAGCCCCGCAGGAGGAGAGCGGAUCGCCCGACCAUCACCUUGCGCCUCGCGUGGGCGUGAUUCGCUUCAGAAACCCAAGUCCUCUCAGCCCGGAGCUCUCCUCCGCUCCACCCUAGGCGGCUCUCUGGGUCCUGCUGCCUCCCGCGCGCCCUUCCCCGCGCCUCGGCCGCGCGCCCAGGUGUCCCCGCACUCCUCAUUGCCCCCGGCCGGCCGCUCGCGGGCCUGCGGGUCUCCAGCGCCUGGGCCCGCGCUCCCGUCGUCCGCCCUGCCUCCCUUCCCACCGGCCCCGCCCAGCCUCCGCCGCGCUGGGGCUCCCGGCCUGGCCUCUCCGUCUCCCUCCCACCUCCGCCCCCCCUCCUCCCCAAGAGUUGCUAUUUUUAGUAAAUCCUCCGCGCGCCGCCACCGGCUCAGCUCGCAGCUCGCAGCCGUGCGCACCGCCCUCCCGAGCUCCCCACCGCGCGGUGGCCGCGACGGCGGCGGCGCGUCCCGCACACCGCGCAGCGCGCACCGAGCCGGCCCCGCCGCGCCCGCCGCCCUCACCGCGGUCUCCUCCUCCGGCGCCUGUCGCGGCUGCAAAGGCAGCCCUUUGUUUCUUCAACGUGGCCAAUUCCAGAAGCUAACAUCCUGAUCUGUGGUUUCAGCAGAAUUUAAAUAUAAGUUACAG